Messenger RNA from Laccaria bicolor S238N-H82, 784 nucleotides. RefSeq lists its product as uncharacterized. The transcript is spliced from 6 exons. Gene Ontology annotation, biological process: mRNA splicing, via spliceosome. Lineage: Eukaryota; Fungi; Basidiomycota; Agaricomycetes; Agaricales; Hydnangiaceae. Bases 1 to 732 code for a protein of 243 amino acids. Gene Ontology annotation, cellular component: U1 snRNP. The record is from RefSeq and is a predicted model, not a curated record. Gene Ontology annotation, molecular function: U1 snRNA binding.
AUGGUCGUAGAUAGCCAGCCAACUCCAGCUUUGGAAGAGGAGAAGGCUUGUGAGACGCUGUACAUCCAAAACCUCAAUGAGAAGAUCAAGCCAGAAGUGCUGAAAGCCUCUUUACGUGGCCUCUUCAAAUCGUACGGCGAGGUUCUCGACGUCGUCGCGCACAACAACCUUCGUAUGCGAGGACAGGCGUUCGUAUCGUUUGCAUCGCCGGAAGUAGCUAAGAAAGCGAUGAAGGAAGUGCAGAGGUUUCCGUUGUAUUCCAAGCCUAUGCAAAUUUCGUUUGCGAAAACCCGUUCAGACGCUGUAGUGAAGCGCAUUGAUGGUGCAAAUUUCGAUGGGCACAAGGCGACGAGGGAUGAAAACAAGAAGAAGACGCGAUACACCAACCCCGUUAAAUCCAAAUUCAGAGCCAAGAGGCUUGCUGCAGAGAUUGACGGUGCUGCUGCCCUGCCGGCCGUCAAGCGUCCCAACGUCCAAAUGCCCGACGAGUACCUCCCCCCAAACAAGAUUUUGUUCUUGCAAAACCUACCGGAGAGCGUUACGAAGGAACAACUUUUGGGUUUGUUCUCCCAGUACCCCAACCUCUACGAAGUCCGUCUUAUCCCGACAAAGCGCGACAUUGCCUUCGUCGAGUACAUGGACGAGGGCAGCGCUGGUGUCGCUAAGGAUGCCCUACACAACUUCAAGCUGGAUGGCGAGAACAAAAUCAAGAUCACGUACGCCAGGAAGUAAGCUUCAUCCUUCCCAUAUCGCUGUCAGCGGAGAGAGGCGUAAUACAUCCCAG